GUCAAACUGUCAAAAUCGAAGCAGUUUGCAAAAAAAAGUCACGCUCUCGCCUAAUUUCGUGCUAUUUUUUCAAAAAUAUCGUGAAUCCAACACCUUUUUGUCGGUGUUAUACCUGUAGAAAUCCUAAUAUUACAAGGAAUCAAACUUGCAGGCAGCGGGCGAGUUUCGUCAUCAUCCGAUCCACUGGCGAGAGCAGUGAGCAAAAUCUCAAAAAUCGGCAAAGAGGAUUUUUGUUUACUUCUACGCCUUCCGCACAGCUGUUGAUUGGCAACCGAAUCGAACACCCCCGAACUAGUUCAGCGGGUCAACGACAUGACGAGCCAGUACGUUAGUCCACUCUCGAUUGCGGUCAUCUGUUCCUCGAACAUGAACCGCUCGAUGGAGGCGCACGGCUUUCUGGCCAAGAAGCGCUUCAAGGUGCGCUCGUUCGGCACGGGAGACAAAGUAAAGCUGCCCGGAACGGCGGCCGAUAAGCCGAACAUCUACGAGUUCGGUACCAGUUACGAUGACAUCUACACCGAUCUGGCCAGCAAAGACAAACAAUACUAUACACAAAAUGGUCUCCUACACAUGUUAGAUCGGAAUCGUCGUAUCAAACCUAGCCCGGAGAAAUUUCAACUCUGUUCCGAACGAUUCGAUGUACUGGUCACGUGUGAAGAACGUGUUUACGAUCAGGUGAUAGAAUUUAUGGAAUCGAAAACUCCGACCUAUAACCUGCCGGUGCAUGUGAUCAAUAUCGACAUCCAGGAUAACCACGAGGAAGCGACCGUUGGUGCGUUUGCGAUAUGUGACCUGAUAACAAUGAUGGCCCAAAGCGACGACUUGGACAACGACAUCGAUGAGCUGCUGCAUGAUUUCGAGGGAAAGUGCCAACGUAGCGUGCUGCAUUGUGUUUUGUUUUACUAGUCUCGGGUCAAAUUUUGAUUUAGGUCCAAAAAAAAAGAACAACUAAUCGAUGUUUAUAAGAAUCUUUAAGGGAAGGAAAAUAGCAGAACACAAUUUCUAGGCUUCGAAUUAAAAUGUUUGUUAUGUCCUAUCGCUACGUUUUGGUUCGGAAACGAAUCAAAUCAAAUUCGAGCAAAUUAUACAAGCUGUCCUGCUAGGAAGGAGACAACAAAUUGUACAGCGAAACAACUACCAAUGCUGAUGAGGGAAGCAGACACGUAAAUGUUUUUUUUUUAAUCUGAAACAUCAAAUCCGCAAACACUAGUUUAGAAGCAAACACAAGGUGAUUCGAUAUUACUCUGUAAGCAAACUAUAUUAUGAUGAUACAUAUUUAUAUUUAAUAUAAAAGAUGUGUAAUUUCCUCUUUUGUACAACAAAACACAAUAAAGUUACAAAGACAGUGUUUAACCAA
This is a messenger RNA of Armigeres subalbatus, 1357 nucleotides long. RefSeq names its product RNA polymerase II subunit A C-terminal domain phosphatase SSU72 (gene Ssu72). NCBI's taxonomy places the organism in Eukaryota, Metazoa, Arthropoda, Insecta, Diptera, Culicidae. Bases 313 to 906 code for a protein of 197 amino acids. Gene Ontology annotation, cellular component: nucleus; mRNA cleavage and polyadenylation specificity factor complex. The transcript is spliced from 5 exons. Gene Ontology annotation, molecular function: RNA polymerase II CTD heptapeptide repeat phosphatase activity. Gene Ontology annotation, biological process: termination of RNA polymerase II transcription. The record is from RefSeq and is a predicted model, not a curated record.